This is a messenger RNA of Colletotrichum truncatum, 1683 nucleotides long. Lineage: Eukaryota; Fungi; Ascomycota; Sordariomycetes; Glomerellales; Glomerellaceae. The record is from RefSeq and is a predicted model, not a curated record.
AUGAAUCUUAACAGUAUAAUCAGAUCACUAAGGCUACCAGAUACGGAUGUAGCUGAAUCGAAUAUCUGGAUCAAUGAGGAUAUUCGGCCUAUGCCGCCGGAGCGCCGAAGAUGGACGACAUCUACGUUCAUUUCCUUCUGGUUGACCAACCAAGUGGCUAUUUCCAACUGGCAAUUGGGUGCCUCCCUUGUUGCAGCUGGUCUCUCAGUCUGGCAGAGCGUCAUCUCCAUCAUUAUAGGCAAGAUCAUCAUCGCUGUCGUCGCCAUAGCAAACGGCUGUGUCGGUGCUGAGUGGCACAUUGGGUUCCCCGUUGUGUCUCGUUACAUUUGGGGUGUCUAUGGGCAAUACCUCAUACUGGUUCAAAGAAUUAUUCUUAGCCUCGUGUGGUUUGCUGUUCAGUCAUGGACUGGUGGCUUGACUGUUGUCAACUGUUUAUCAGCAAUCUUCCCAUCCUUUGAGUCUCUCGGCAACGUGUUCCCAGAGUCAUCACAUCUCACAACCAAGGACUUCAUCGGCUGGAUUAUCUUCAAUGUGCUGCUCAUACCCAUUCUUUAUAUCAGACCUGAGCGGAUUCAGAAGUUGCUCCUGGCUUUCAACAUCAUCUCGUCGAUAACCCUUGUUUCAAUCAUGAUAUGGGCAUUAGCAACCGCGGGUGAGGCAGGCCCCCUGGUUAGGCAGGGCGCGAAGCCGAUGUCGUCCAACGAACUAGGCUGGCAGAUCGUCCACGGAAUCACCACCGUCAUUGGAAGUAUAGCUGUAGGACUUACCAAUCAACCCGAUUACUGCCGAUUCGCACGCCGGCCUGGCGACCAGAUAUUCGGUCAAUGGUUUAGCAUCAUAUUUUUCGGAGCAAUCUUCCCCACCUUUGGUUGCCUGGCCGCUUCAGCCACUGGUGUCAUCUAUGGAGAACCGAUCUGGAAUCCACCAUUGAUUGUACAAGCUUGGCUUAACUCCAACUACGAUGCGAAAAGUCGUGCUGGAGCUUUCUUCGCUGGUCUUGGUCUUCUGUGUAUUCAAUUGAGCAUCAACUCCGUCGAUAAUGCCUUUUCAGCUGGCAUGGACCUUGCCGGAUUGUUCUCCCGCUAUAUUAACAUCCGCCGAGGCGCUUAUAUCGGUCUCGUGUUGAGCAUUGCUCUCUGCCCCUGGGAGUUGCUAUCCUCAGCCGCGGUGUUCAUCAGCGUCCUGUCAGCGUACAGCGUGUUUCUUGGGCCGGUCAUCGGGAUACAGAUAUGCGAUUAUUUCAUCAUCCGUCGUCGUAAGAUUAAGCUUACAGACCUUUUUCACCCCCGGCCCGAUGGUUCUUAUUACUACUGGAACGGUAUCAAUCCCAGGAUGUUUGUAGCGUGGGUCUGUGGAUUUGCGACCCAACUCCCUGGGUUCGCAGCCAGUGUUACACCAAACAGCGUCCAUGUUGCUUCUGCGUGGAUCAAUUUGUACUACCUUGCCUUUCCUCUCGGUUUCGCCAUAUCAUUCCUUCUUCAUUUAGCAAUCAACACUGUUUGGCCCCCGCCAGAGGCAGGGGUGAUGGAUGAUAUGGACUACUACGGGACGUUCACAGAAGACGAGGCAAGAAAGAUGGGCGUUCUUACAUUGGAUACAGAUGUUAUUGAAGGUUCGUCAAAGUUUGCGGAAACAGCUGAUGAUCAAGGUCCUCGAGGAUGGCUCAAGGCAAUGCUUAAGUAG